Drosophila suzukii is the source of this 1192-nucleotide messenger RNA. NCBI's taxonomy places the organism in Eukaryota, Metazoa, Arthropoda, Insecta, Diptera, Drosophilidae. The record is from RefSeq and is a predicted model, not a curated record.
GAAGAGAGAACACGCGGAACAUUAAAAGAGAAGAAAUAAAAUCAUUAAAUUAAAAAGCAUCGUUUACAAUUCAGGUGUGGGGUGAUUGUCCAUAGCUUUCACAUAUAGUACCCAUGUUGUAUUCUGAUAUAUUGAAGCAAUCAAAGGAAGAGUUAUUACAGCUAUUGAGAGCCAACGAAGUGCAUUUUGACGUCGGGGCUUCCAUACACCAAUUGCGCAUUGCGGCAAACACUUUGUUCAAAAUAAGCGACAAGCAUGAGGCUGGCCCGGAUGAUGAACAUGGUCAGGCACCUGCAAACAACAUUGUGUUGCAAGAUCAGGCUGUUGGCGGCAGCAUAGUUUCGCGGCACCAGACAAGCAAAAUCGUGUCUGAAGAUCAAGCUGCGGGAGGUUACACCGACAUACAAGACAAGAUAGCCCAUGCAGAACCUCUUAUGCAGCACGUAGCUCAGAUUGGACUGGAUAAACGCACGUUUCGAGCUGAUGUUUGUCGAGGAGUAGCGGGACUUCAAACAACGCUAAGCGACAUAGAGCGGAACCAAGUUGCUACAAAAAUGGCCGCAAAAUUUUCACGGGGUGAUAUCGCGGAUAUAAUGGCGGUAGUGGAGCCCUUUUCGGGAGAGGAUGACAUUCCUGUCAAAUUAUGGAUUGAAGAGUUUGAAACUGCAAAUGCAGUGUUGGGAGUACCACUCAAUCGCUAUUGGUUAUAUGCGAGGCGUCUUCUUAUUGGACCAGCAAAAAGUUACUUCGCUUAUCAAGGUGCUGCUGAUUGGGAUGCUAUGCGAACUCCGAUGAUGGAUGUUUUUGGACGUAAAAACACAAAACUGGAGAUAUAUCACAAUGGACCCAUAGAGGUCUAAGUGUGGCGGGCUAUAGUCCGACAGCCGCCCUAACCUAAUCCAUGUGCAGUACUGCACGCCAAGCUGAGUCGGAAGAUCGUGAUUUAAUUAAGCACAUUGUUGGCGGAUUAAACGACACGAGUGGUAUUAAUGCGUUUCUUUAUUUUUGCGAGAGUCUUGAUCAAUUGCGUCACCGUUUGAUAGAGUAUGAUCAAAUCCACUUAUGACUGCCAAAUUCUUACGCUGGUCGUGGUACUUCGAGCGUUCAUGAUAUGAAGCUGUUGCUGACAUAAUUGGUAAACAUUUUCUAAGUUUUAAUAUAAAUGAACUUAGAUGCACAGAAUUUAUAGUAA